Messenger RNA from Plectropomus leopardus (leopard coralgrouper), 3262 nucleotides. RefSeq names its product pleiomorphic adenoma gene 1 (gene plag1). The record is from RefSeq and is a predicted model, not a curated record. Gene Ontology annotation, biological process: regulation of gene expression. Gene Ontology annotation, cellular component: nucleus. Lineage: Eukaryota; Metazoa; Chordata; Actinopteri; Perciformes; Serranidae.
GCAAACAAUUUUCAGGCCCGCCGCGUCUAGCAAAAAAUAUGAGAAAAAAAUUAUUAAAAAUUCGGAAAAUAGUUGAAAGUGAAGAAAAACCCAACAGAAAGAAUGUUAAAGCGACCAGGGCCCCUGGGUCCGGCCAGUGUUGAAAACAUUAUACUGGAUAGAAUAACUGUAUCAGUACCAGUUGGGCACUGCGCCCCUGUCCAUGUAGCUGGUCAGCCUUAGAGUGCCAUGGCCACGGGAACCCAGGGCCACUGUGACAACAUCCUGGAGAAAGCCAAGAUCACACCAUCUACGGGGAGGCGCAGGAGAGCAGAGGGGAAGCCAAAAAAAAACUUCCCUUGCCAGGAGUGUCAGAAAGCUUUCAACAGUCUGGAGAAGUUGAAGGUGCACUCGUACUCUCACACAGGAGAGAGACCCUAUCGCUGCUCACACCCCGCCUGCGCCAAGGCUUUUGUCUCCAAAUACAAGCUGCUACGGCAUAUGGCAACUCACUCGCCAGAAAAAAACCACAAGUGUUCAUACUGUGAGAAAAUGUUCCACCGCAAGGAUCACUUAAAGAAUCACCUACACACUCACGACCCAUACAAGGAGGCAUUCACCUGUCAGGAGUGUGGCAAGAGCUACAACACCAAGCUUGGCUUCAAACGCCACCUUGCCCUCCAUGCCGCCAACAGUGGAGACCUCACCUGCCAAGUUUGCCUGCAGCCAUUCCCCAGCACCGGGGUUCUUCUGGAACACCUCAGAACACAUGCUGGCAAGUCCUCUGGCGGAACCAAAGAGAAAAAGCAUCGCUGUGAGCACUGUGAGCGGCGAUUUUACACUCGAAAAGAUGUGCGUCGACACAUGGUGGUGCAUACUGGACGCAAGGACUUCCUUUGUCAGUACUGUGCCCAGCGCUUUGGUAGGAAGGACCACCUGACACGCCAUGUGAAAAAGAGUCAUGCUCGGGAGCUGCUGAGGGUAAAAACUGAGCCAGCUGAUUCGCUGGAGACAGGUGUCUACAACUUGGUGUCUGGGGGCAUCAAGGGCGAGCUCCCGGCGAUGGCCCCACCAAGGCUGCAUCAGCUCAGCAUGUGCACAGGCCCCACCCUGGACACAGAGCCAUUUCUCACCCCCACACACCCCUUUUCUUUUAAGUUCCCACUGGGCUCCAACUUUACCUCAUACAGCAUCUCACCACAGGAGCGGGAGCAGAAUCUAAAGGGAGAACUGGAGACCUACCUGAUGGAGCUGCAGAGCAGCAUGCCCACCUCAUCCUCUGCAGCCCAGGAUCCACACCUCUCCUCCUCAAAACUUGAGUUGGAGCCUCAAGUGGGCUCAGUGGAGGAAGCCAGCGAAGUGGUAUCCCUGUCCAAAAUCUCCACACCAAUGACAGCAGUCACCACAGGCGACUCCCUGGCCUCGUCCUCCUCUCUGAUGGACUUCUCUCAGCUUUUCAACUUCCUGCCACACAAUGGGCCCCCGUACAACCAGGCAGGGGGGAACGGGGGACAAGGUGUAACCUACUCACCCAAUGAAGAGCCCACACUUCUCGUCCAGCUGCCCAGCCAGUCUCCCAAAGGCUCAGAGGCCUCCUCCUUCAUAUCCAACCCACCCACCACACUGCCCCGCUUCCACCACGCUUUUCAGUGAUCCAGUAUGUACUGCACCAGGCACACACACUCCGACACCCACAAACACCCUCACACACCUACACCACAUGUCCAGCUCCACAGGUUCCUCAGCAAAAACCCAAACAAGAUGCUGGUAACACAAGAUAUUAGCACUUAGUUCAUUUAAUAUGACAACAUGAACACAUAAACACACACACAUCUUUUUUUUUAACCUAUUAAGUUUUUUAUUGACGAGUUGUCAAAUCUUCACCACCACCAUUGACCUAAUGACAUGUUCACACGAUCCCAAUCCGGUGAUCCUCUGUGCUGUGUGGAUAUGCAGGUAGAAUAUCCAAAUCCUCAGCUUCUUGCUGUUUGCAAGUUUCAGAGCCUGACAUUAUCUGUUCUGAUUGCCCAGAGAAAUGUUGUGGGGACCCUAAGGUUACAUCAUACUUAAACAUUUUUAAUCAUAGCACAAGCUUUUGAAAUUCUGCCAGGGGCUGUGCUCACAAAUGUCAGCACUGCUCUGCGUCACAGUUGUGGUGCAGCACAGCUCUACGUGUCCCACUGCAGUGCAGAAACCCACCACAGACAUGAAUGGAGCAGUAAUGUGGAGAUGGCAGGAUGUGACAGAAGGAGCUGUGUCAGUUUAAACAUGAAUCAGUCUGUUGGAAGUUUUCACAUAGAUGAAUGCUAAUAGGAAUUUGCAGUGACAUUUACUUAGGACCCCCCCCCACACUCCGCCCCAUGCCUUAGAAUAGAUGAACCUGAGAAAACAGAUUCUGUGUUGUUCCUGCUGUUCCAACAGCACUUUUAGUGCAUGCUGACUCCUGCCAUUGUAGCUGACCCUUAUUUUAUGUCUGUCUUACAUAUGGUAGUGACCAAACUGUAGUUUUGGGAUGUUUUUGCCUAUUUUCAUCUACAAUGCAUUCUGUGCUACAAUUGACAGCUGACCAUUUGACAAAGCAUACCAGAUUAUGGAUGAUUUCUUUUGCAAUGCCUCAGGCAGCUAUUAUGUUUCAUUACUUUCUAAUCUGUAUGGAACUCAGUUUACUUGAGUUAUAUAAUUCAUUCCAGGAGUCGUGUGUGCUUGUGUUUUAGUCACUAACAUUACUGUACUGUGUGCCUUGUCAGCAGCAGACCUAAUAUUCACUCCACUGGAUUACGAAGCCAGAUUUCAAGUCUUUGAAAAUUUAAUUCCAAUACAUAGUGACAUUAUAGAAGACUGACGACUUCCUGAAAUUGGAGAACACUCAAUCAAACAUCUCAAACUGCUUCAAAUGAUUUAAAAAAAAGUGAAAGUAUAUGUGGUUAAUAGUAAAUAGGCUUAAACAUGCAAAAACAUUGAUGUGGUCCUUUUGAUAAAUCUGUAAAGCCAGACAAGCUGCUGAGUAGGAACGAUGGAACAACAGGAUUACAGCUGUACAUGUAAUUUUGGUAGUUGGUUUAUUUUCUGGUGAAGUUAUGUCUUUAUUUUCCAACAGUAGUGUCAGUUUAUGAAAGCUGAAGUGUGUCUUUGGAGUUACCCCCGCACACGAAACCAAAGACAGACAAAUAAGCCUUCACUUUGUAUGAGGACGUCACUUAGCAACUCCCAGUAGAGUUGUGUUUACUGCAGCCUUAAUCUGCCUUAAUUUUCUUUUUUUAAUAAGUGGCUGCUGAGAUGUUCC